GGAAGAUGGCGGGCGAGGGCCCCGGCGGGCCGGACCGGGAGCUGGACGAUCUGCUGGACAGCGCCCUCGAUGACUUCGACAAGGCCCAGCCUCCCCCGCCGCCCCCGAGGCCCGCCGCGGACGCCCCCGCCCAGCCAAAAUCUCCCGGGGACACGGCCAAGGAAGCCCUGUUCGCCUCCCAGGAGAAGUUCUUCCAGGAGCUGUUCGAUGGCGAGUUGGCAUCCCAGGCCACGGCCGAAUUCGAGCGGGCCAUGGAGGAGCUGGCCCGCGAGGAGCCCCACCUCGUCCGCCAGUUCCAGAAGCUGUCCGAGGCCGCCGGGAGAGUGGGCAGUGAUGCAUCCUCUCAGCAGGAAUUCACGGCAUGCCUGAAGGAGACCCUGAGCGGACUGGCCAAGAAUGCCACCGACCUGCAGGCGUCCGGCGUGUCGGAGGAGGAGCUGGCGCGGGCCGUGGAGGGGCUGGGCCUGGGCCUGGGCACAGACGAGGGAGGCGGGGAGGAGGGCAACGGCGUCCUGCCCGUCAUGCAGAGCCUCAUGCAGAGCCUGCUCUCCCGAGACGUGCUGUACCCCUCCCUGCGUGACAUCACCGACAAGUACCCGGAGUGGCUGCGGGUCCACGGGCCGGCGCUGGGUGCGGAUCAGCUGCAGCGGUACCGGCAGCAGCACCGCAUCAUGGAGCGCAUCUGCCAGCAGUUUGAAGCCGAAGCGCCGGGGGACGGGCCCGCCCAGCGCACCGCCCGCUUCGAGGCCGUGCUGGACCUCAUGCAGCAGCUCCAGGACCUGGGCCACCCCCCAAAGGAGCUGGCAGGGGAAUCGCCACCGGGCUUCAACUUUGACCUGGACGCCUUGAACCCCGCGGGGCUGGCGGGGGCCAGCGGAGAGCAGUGUCUGAUCAUGUGACACCCGUCCCCCGCACACUCUCGAACCCCGCACCCCGGGGUCUCCCCCUGCUGCCGGUGAGGGGCCGGGGAUGAGGGUGGGGGUGAUGCCGAGUUGAGGGUGAAGUGAUCCCUCCCAGGGAGGGGAUCCUCUGUGCCUUGCUCCCCCCCGGAGUCCCCUCCCCAAAAGCUGCAGGAGUCCAAGCGUUCGGGCCCACCCGGCCCCGGACGGCAAGCCGUCUCUCCCGUGCCCCCAGCCCCGGGGAUGGGGAGGGAUGGCGCACGGAGGUUUGGAUGUGGGUGAGGGGGCUGCCUCUGGAAGCCCCCCUAUACACCUCUCCCCUGCCUCCCUUCAAUAAACACCGUCACUGAGGCUGGA
This is a messenger RNA of Tachyglossus aculeatus (Australian echidna), 1256 nucleotides long. RefSeq names its product peroxisomal biogenesis factor 19 (gene PEX19). Gene Ontology annotation, cellular component: peroxisomal membrane; peroxisome. Lineage: Eukaryota; Metazoa; Chordata; Mammalia; Monotremata; Tachyglossidae. The coding region runs from base 6 to 899 and encodes 297 amino acids. Gene Ontology annotation, biological process: protein import into peroxisome membrane. The transcript has 8 exons. The record is from RefSeq and is a predicted model, not a curated record.